Molecule: messenger RNA, 880 nt
Organism: Musa acuminata subsp. malaccensis (wild Malaysian banana)
Lineage: Eukaryota; Viridiplantae; Streptophyta; Magnoliopsida; Zingiberales; Musaceae
Product: WUSCHEL-related homeobox 3-like
Biological process (GO): plant organ development
Molecular function (GO): DNA-binding transcription factor activity; DNA binding
Source: RefSeq, a predicted model, not a curated record
AAAAGAGGCAGUGGGGGAUAGGAGAGAGGAGUGGGUAUAGAGAGAUGCCUCAGACUCCUUCGACGAGGUGGUGUCCGACGCCGGAGCAGCUGAUGAUACUGGAGGAGAUGUACAGGAGCGGGGUGAGAACCCCGAAUGCCUCUCAAAUACAACAGAUCACGGCGCACCUCUCCCUUUAUGGCAGGAUCGAGGGAAAAAAUGUGUUCUACUGGUUCCAAAAUCACAAGGCCAGGGAGCGGCAGAAGCUCCGCCGGAGACUUGGCCGGCAACACCAACUGCUCCACCAGUCGGAGGGCCCCUCGUCUCCCACUCCUCCACUUCACAAUCAAACCCCACCGCCUAACUUGCUCUACCAGGGCUGUCUCCAAGAGGUGCUAACCCAAGGGAUGAAUCUGGUCGGCAAGCUGGAGGCUGGAGAAGGCCAAGAAGAAGAGCCGGCGGCUAGCGAUGCAGUGUACACUCAACCAUGGAUGACUAUGAUGGAUGGCAGCGCCGCCGCCGCCACCGCCGUUCCUCCUCCUUGUUGCAGGCCUCUCAAGACCCUGGACCUCUUCCCCACCAAAAGCACAGGCAUGAAAGAUGAGUGCAGCUCCUCCAAGUCUUCCUCAUGCUCCACGUCCACCAACUAAGUGCAGCAGCAGCCCCUUUGUGCUCAUCUAACUAUCUGUAACUCAAUCAUCUGCCAAGGCUUACUUAGUCUUCUUCUACGUGUUUGCUACUUCCAUUAGUAUAACUGUUUGCUUUAGUCAGUGGAUAUGUUUCUGUCAUGUAACUUUUAGGUCUACUAUCUACGUGCACUGCUUUCUCUUUCUCUCUUUCUUUCUCUCUUUCUUUUCCUCUUGAGUCUUCCUUUUCUCUUCUCUUGUAGGUGUAUAUGCAU